UUGGUUUUACUGUGAACACAAAAAACUGCGAAAUCAAGGAGAAGGACAGCGCCCCGAAUAACUGUAAACCUCUGCAAACUGCGAGCGGCACCGUGCUGGAAAUGGGACCGGGGUCGUGUCCUCCGGGUGGUCGGAUUUUAAAAGAGAGGACAUGUCCUUCAGUCUGUUAAAGCCACAGUGCUCCACACAACUCUCCAAGCAUGUUUCAGCACUGAUAAUAUCUCUUCAAUCAGCAGCACCGUUUGAUCCAAGAGAAGCGUGCCUUGUAAGGAAGCAGGAUGUUCACAGGCUCCACCAAACUGCCACCCACUAAAACCCCCCAGCCCGAGCGGCUGGAUGAAGUGUACGCUGCCUUACGCCGAGGCCUACAGUCGUACCUGCAGGUCCACCAGCUGGAGCUGGACAGCCUGGGUCAGCAGAUCAGAGAAAACAAGAGGAAUGGUCGCUUGGGGUCUUUGUAUGAGUUGGAUAAGCACGUGAAAGCCAUUGAGAGGUUCAUGCGUCGCUUGGAGUUCCACCUCAGCAAGGUUGAAGAACUUUACGAUGCCUAUUGUAUACAGCGGCGACUGCGUGAUGGAGCUAGCAAGAUGGUGGCAGCCUUUAACUCUGCCAGUGGCAGCAAGGAGGCCCGAGAGAGUCUGAGUGAAGCCAACAAGGGCUACAGGGAAUGUACAGAGCACAUGUGCUCACUUGAGAGCGAAUUAGAAAGUCAUAUGGGAGAAUUUCAUGUGAAGAUGAAGGGGCUGGCUGGAUUUGCACGUCUGUGCGCUGGUGACCAGUAUGAGGUCCUGAUGCGUUACGGUCGCCAGCGCUGGAGACUACGAGGCCGCGUAGAAGUCAGCAACAAGCAGAUGUGGGAUAGCGAAGAGUAUAUUUUCCUGCCUCUCAUCACAGAACUGCUGUCAAUCAAGGUGACGGAGCUGAAGAGCCUGGCCAAUCACGUGGUGGUGGGCAGCGUGUCCUGCGAAAUGCUCGAUCUGUUCUGCCCGCUGCCUCAAACACUCGCCGUGGAUAUCAAUGACCUCGGGACAGUAAAACUGAACUUGGAGGUCACCUGGAGUCCGUUUGAUAAGGAUGACCAGACAUCUUCCUCCAGCACAGUUUCUAAACGCCUGCUGUCCAAUCAGAGCCCUCCUGACACACCCUCUAUGCGAGAGCAGGUGUUUUAUUCUCUGCUGAAGCGUCAGGGGGAAAUGGAGAACGGGACGGUCUGGUCCAACUCCUCUGAAUCCUCCGAUGACUCAUCCAGUCCAGCACUGGCUCAUCACGCUCAGAGACUGACGGCGUCCAACUUGCUGCAAACCACUCUCACCACUCAGCUGUCGUCCACACCACACAAGUCCAGUGCGUCAACGCCCUCGCUCUCAUCCAACCAAGAGGAGGAUGAGACCGAAACCGGGGAGGUUUUCCCUCAGACGAAUGGCCAUCUGCAGGCUUCCUUCUCCCACGGCCUCGCCAGUGAGAGCGGCCCGAAUUGUACCGCAACUGACAGGGUGUCUGUCCAAUCAGAGGAGCUCUCUGAAACCUCGGCAGACCUGAGCUGCUCCUGCCCCGACAUCUCUCUGCCUCCUGCGGCGUUUGUGCCUGCGGAGGUGAACAAUGACGCGUCCGUGGACUCGUUAGCCCGGGCUGAACAGACUGAAGCACAGACAGACACUGAAGCAGCAGCAGAGGAACACAAGGUAGACCAAAGUCAACCACAUCAGUCCGUCCAGGACAUGAAACAUGGCGAGGACGUUCCAGCGCCUCCUUUCCCCACGUCUGCGAGUUUUAACCAGGAAGUCGAAACUGCCCUUGAAAGCUUCGACUUUCUCAACUGCUCUGAUCUCGAUGAAGAGGAGGAAGAAGAACAAGAAGAAGCAGACAGAGGAGAGAAAGAAGAAGAAGAGGAGAGAGGAGAGACGGAAGAGCGGGAUAAUAAAUGUAAAGAGGACCAAAACAAAAAGGAAGAGGAGGAAAUAAAGGAGGAAGAAAAGAAUGCAGAGAACCUGUACCAUGGAGGAAGCAGUGACGAGGAAGAGGAGGCUGAGGGUCUUGAGAUCCUUAUGGAAGCUCCAGAAGGAUUUAGGAACUCUGAUGAAGAUCGUUUCUCUGAAUCACAGGAGUCGAGCGUGGGUGACGUGCAGGAUUUGGGUCAUAUAGAAAUUCCUGAGGGUAAGGAAGAGGAGCACAGCGAGGAGAAGGGAGGCGAGGAGCACGGAAAGGAUCAGGAAGAGGGUUGUUCCACUCCCAGCCAGGUGGACCCACCUGACUUCGAGUGACACCACGGAUCCACACCUAAACCAUUUCUCCCACUCUGGUGCCAUCUGUGUCCCUCUUACACUGCAGGAUUGGAGGCCUUGAGGAUGUUCCACUUACUGCUCAGACAAACAGGCUCUUCCCAAUCACGGUGGAGUUUGUGCACAUAUUCGCCUUGUUCUCACCAGGAACGAUAAACCUCGAGGUUUCUUUACCUCAGUCGUGACUGUAAACACACACACACAUACACACACACACACUUCCUCCUUCGUCCUCUGACAGUAAUCAUACUUUGAACGCACACUUCAUCAUGUGCUCUGGGUUAAAGUGGGACCCCACUUAAGUUUACACUUUCAUAAACUGCUCCUGUCAUGUGAAAAAAACAUUUCAGGAACAGCUUAAAAAGCGGCCUUUUUUUGUUUUUUUUAAGUGAUCUAAUCAUUUUCAGGUGGUUUUAUAAUUUCAAGUUGAUGUUUUUCAAGCUACAGAGACGCAUACAAUCAGCUACCAAGAUGCAUUAUAGUGUCUUCAGAAAAAAAAAAAAAAAAAAAGUAUUUGUGGAUAUGGAAGAACUACCGAGGUAUUGAUUUUCAGUGUUAAAUCUGUCCACAGCCCGGAGCUCUUUCAUUGUGAGAGGACAGGGCUUCAUGAGCAUGUGAUGUUUGUCUGAAGACAUGAAGUCAUUUCCAAAGCAGGAAUGUACCCUGAAAGUGAGAAUUUUAGGCUUUCAGAGACGGUUAAUAUUUAGAAACACACUCUGAGUGAAUUUAAAGGUCAAAAUCGUACCAGCGCCUAAGCUGUUAUUAGAAAUUAACACUUGAAGGAUAGCAGAAGUGCGAAACUGUAUUUAAACCUGCAUGUGUAGCUGCCUCACACACACAUACAUACACACACACUGCCAGCAUGUCUGCAUUACAAAGCUCAGCUGAUCAGUUUAGGUGUGUAAGCUAUGCUCCGCUCUGAGAAAGCCAUCCGGUCUGUGACUGUGUCAAAAAAAAGAAAAGAAAAAAAGCCGCCUCACGGGGGCGCUAUAGUCCGUCAUGCUUUACAUGUUUCUUUAACAGCCUCGUCAUUCAGAAAGUGCCUCAAGCGACGUUAAGGUUUUAAAUGCCGCGACAGGAGAGAUCAGGCAAAGAGAACAGUGUUUAUUUUCUGAAUUACUUUGAGAGUGUGCACAAUAAGAGAUAUUUACUGUUUCAUAUAAAGAAUUGUAUAUGUCUUGAAAUGUCGAAAUGUUUAUGUUCAGAAAUGUUUAAACUUUAUAAAGGUUUCUUUAAAAUUAACAC
Molecule: messenger RNA, 3524 nt
Organism: Oreochromis aureus
Lineage: Eukaryota; Metazoa; Chordata; Actinopteri; Cichliformes; Cichlidae
Product: rho family-interacting cell polarization regulator 1-like
Exons: 17
Coding region: 279-2261 (660 amino acids)
Source: RefSeq, a predicted model, not a curated record